This is a messenger RNA of Ostertagia ostertagi, 285 nucleotides long. The record is from the annotation of a GenBank genome assembly. Lineage: Eukaryota; Metazoa; Nematoda; Chromadorea; Rhabditida; Trichostrongylidae.
AUGUCCAUCACUGGGCAGUCCGAUGUCGACAUGGAAUCGUCGUCGGCGUUUUCGCCGUCUGAACCGGCUGUCGAUGAGGUUUUUGUCUCGAAACACAACCAGAGCGCCGAAAUCUAUCAGAGAAUACUGCACACAAGCGAAAACCUGUACGUUGUAUUUGAAGACGAAAAGCAGCAUUUGAUGGGCGACGUCCUCCUCUCAUGGGCAAUGAAGCAACAAAGGGUAAGCAUCGGCACGUUAUGGACGCAACAACUUCACUAUAAGCAACUGGACGUGAUUCACCUA